Molecule: messenger RNA, 1967 nt
Organism: Dermacentor andersoni
Lineage: Eukaryota; Metazoa; Arthropoda; Arachnida; Ixodida; Ixodidae
Gene: frc
Product: fringe connection
Source: RefSeq, a predicted model, not a curated record
AGCCGUCAGAGGUGCUGCAAAAGAACCUCCCCGCACGAUUGUACACUACUGUACGAAGCCCGACUUGUACACCGUACCUGAAAGAUAGCGAAUGCCAGCUUCGACUCCAGCCAGCAGAGGCCAGCAGCAUCCAUAGGUGUUCUGUGAGCAUCUAUCCACUGGAGCCAUCAUAAGAGCAAUGGAAGUGUGACGCGUGUUAUUUGUAUGCAUACUCUACGGUCUGUGUGGCCUUGUGUAUGUGUUACCUGCGUCGUUUCGGCGUACCGCCUCUGUUACGCGGCGCCGUUUGUCACUUAUGCGCAUAGAUUUGUUCGAGCCGGCGCCCAGCGCGCCACGAGUACCGCCCGCAUCGUCUCCGAGGGCCAUGGAUGUGCCGCCUCGGUGGUGACCAACCGUGUCAUCAGCGCUGUGUGCCGCCGAGUUUGAUUUUCUGUUAAGUUGGCAAGCGUGACCCGCACGAAGCCAUGGAUGAUCCACUCGUUACCCGCGUCACGCCCCGGGCCAAAGUCCUGUCCGCCCUCUUCUACGGCAUCGUUUCGUUCCUCAUCAUUGUCAUCAACAAAAUCGUGCUCACUACCUACGGGUUUCCAUCGCCGCAUUUCUUGGGGGUCGGUCAGAUGGUUAUCACCAUUACCCUGAUAUGGACAUUAAGGCAAGCAGGGUUCAUAGAUUUCCCAAACAUAUCGUUAGCCACGUGCGCCAAGAUACUGCCUCUUCCAAUAUUCUUUGGAGCCAAUCUAGUGUGUGGCUUGGGAGGCACACAAAAAAUUAGCCUACCAAUGUUCACGGCAUUACGUAGGUUCUCCAUUCUCAUGACCAUGAUCGGUGAAUACCUAGUGCUGAGGAAAAGGCCUCAGACGGGCGUCGUGAUCUCUGUGUUUGCCAUGGUGGGAGGGGCAAUGAUUGCUGCCUGCAAAGACCUGUCCUUCGAUCUUGGCGGCUACACGCUAGUCCUGCUCAAUGAUUUUUUCACUGCGGCCAACAUCAUAUGUGUUCGCAAGGUUGUCGAUGCUAAGGACCUCACCAAUUAUGAGCUUCUCUUCUACAAUGCCUUGCUCAUGGUGGCGCCUCUGGCUCUUAUGUCAUGGGCUGUCGGCGACUUGAAAAUGGCGCUGGAGUUCCCCCAAUGGCUUGAGCCCGGCUUUCUCGGUGCCUUCCUCAGUUCCUGCCUCAUGGGCUUCAUGAUCAUGCAUGCCACAGUACUCUGCACGGCGUACAACUCUGCCCUCACCACCACCAUAGUCGGCUGCCUGAAGAACAUAAUGACCACAUAUGUUGGAAUGUAUGUUGGUGGUGACUAUAUCUUCAACCUAUCCAACUUUGUCGGCCUUAGUAUUAGCGUUGGCGGGAGCCUGCUGUAUUCCUAUCUCACCUUUGUUCAGAAGCAGAGCGUGCAACAAAUGCCCACGACACAGUCAAAGAAAAGAAGUUGUGCUAGAAGAUGAGGGCUGUCUGCUUUCUAGUACUGUUGUCAGUGAUAUCAAAGAUUUAAAGGACUCUCAACACUCUGCUGUUGAAUUUUGUGGUACCCACAAGGUAGUGUUUCAGUGUUCCAUAGGUGUGCUGUGUAGCAAGUGUGUGUCUAAAUUAAAUUGGUAUGCCAUUCAUUUUUUUUUGCUCUCUCAUUCUAGAUGAUGUCAUUCAUGGGUAUCAAGUUGAAGAACAAGUGAACAAAUCUAGUGCACGCUGUCCUGCAUCUGGAACUAAUGUGUACCUUUCUAGAUCAAAGAGCCUUGUUUUCAACUUCUGCACCAUGCCGACUGCUGUUGCAGGCUUGCAUUCUUUUUCUGUGUUAUUCUAGAUCCAAGCUCAUUUGUGCUCCAUUUGGGUGCAUAGAGACAGCCAUUUUUGCGUUUAUAUACAUUCUUUACAUAUAACCGAUUGCUGAAGGAUCUGGUUUUGCAGUCUGCCCUUUUGCAUGUCUGCAGUGUUGUUGCAAGGAGUAAAAAUGAUGUUGAAACAAAGCC